Molecule: messenger RNA, 1206 nt
Organism: Cordyceps fumosorosea ARSEF 2679
Lineage: Eukaryota; Fungi; Ascomycota; Sordariomycetes; Hypocreales; Cordycipitaceae
Product: Acyl-CoA N-acyltransferase
Exons: 3
Coding region: 1-1206 (401 amino acids)
Biological process (GO): protein acetylation
Molecular function (GO): N-acetyltransferase activity
Source: RefSeq, a predicted model, not a curated record
AUGAAGCUGUCUUUGACUGCCGCCGCUGUCCUGCUCGUCGACCUCUCCGUCGCCGACGACGUGGCCUGCCCGGCCGGCUACAAGGCCGGCGACCGGUGGUGCCAGACGGCCGGCGCGGCCAGCGACAUCCUGUACUGCAACAGCAAGCAGGCCGGGCUGCCCAUCUCGCACUGCCCCGGGCGGUGUGUCAACACGGGCAGCCGCAGCGCCUAUUGCGAGUUCUCGGGCUGGGACGACAAGUGCGACAAGAACCCGAGCUACAACGUCUGGUGUGUCCGGGACGGCGGGCCGAGCGGCAUCCGCGUCUGCGGCGCCGACGGGCGCUUCCCGGUCACGAGCUUCUGCGACGGCGUCUGCCAGAGCAACGGCGGGCACGCCGUCUGCCUCCCGGAGGGCUGGGAUGUCAAGUGCCCGGACGGCGUGCAGGAGGGGCGCUCGUACUGCGACGUGGAGGCCGGCCCGGGCAAGAUUCGCAAGUGUGACAAUGGGCGGUUCGUGGUCACGAAGACGUGCAAGGAUAUCUGCGAUCCCAACUAUGCGAUAUCUGGAGCACGGGCGCUGCUCGUGCCUUACGAGGCGCACCAUGUGGUCAAGUACCACGGCUGGAUGCAGGACCCCGACAUCCGAGAAGCCACGGCGUCGGAGCCCAUGACGCUGGAAGAAGAGUACGAGAACCAGCAGUCGUGGCGCACGUCUGCCGACAAGCUCACAUUCAUCAUCUGCAAGCCCGCCACAACCGCAGACACGUCCAUCACUGCGCAGAAGCAAGACGCCAGCGCGCGCAUGGUCGGCGACGUCAACUUCUUCCUCUACGCAGAUGACGAAGAGGGCCAGGGCGGCGGCACUGAUAAUGCUCUCAUCGGCGAAGUGGACGUCAUGAUUGCGGCCAAGGAGCACCGGGGCCGCGGCUACGGCGAAGCCGCCGUGCGUCACCUGCUGCUGUACAUACAGACGCACCUGGACGCGGUCCUGGAAGAGCAGCCCGGCAACCGCAGCCUGCGGGCGCUGAUGGUCAAGAUCCAGCAGGGCAACAGGGGCAGCCGCGGACUUUUUGAGAAGCUGGGGUUCGCGCAGCAGGGCGACGUGAAUUAUUUUGGCGAGGUCAAGAUGGUGCUGGACUGGCGGGACGGGGUUAGGGAUCGAGAUGCUGCGUGGGCGGCGGCGGCGCGCGAGCAUCGCGAGGUCAAGUACGAGGCGGCACCUUGA